CUGUGAAGAAAAAAAAUCUAUUUUUCUGUCGUGUUCCUUUUUCGUCACGGUGAUUUUUAUUAUUUAUUGUAAUAAAUAUACAAAAAUUUUAAAUAAAAUUUAAGGAAUACAUAAUCCUUUAAUCAUUGGAAAGCUAAAUAAAACAAUAUGGCCUUAAAUUAUGAAGAGAUGAGCUGGAGAGAUGUACGUGACCAUUUCCGCAAGUGGAGGGAAGAUAAUGAACGUCGCAGUGAUGAUGUUAUCCAAUUGUGGGAUGCCGUGCUUGAAGACAAAGUAACAAAGACUGGUAAUGAACGUCAUCUAAUCCUGGAACAGGUCAUACUGGCGGCAUUAGAUACGUCCCGUUUCGAUAUAGCGGGCAAAUGUAUUAAGGAGUUAAGUAAUGAGUUUCCUGGAAGUAUGCGGGUAAUGAAAUUCAAAGCCAUGCGUCUUGAGGCAAUGGAACGUUAUCCUGAAGCUAUUGAAGUAUUAGAUGCAAUUAUUGCCAAAGAUGAAACUAAUGCAGCACCCAGAAAACGUAAAAUUGCCAUACUCAAAGCGAAGGGUCGUCGCGUAGAAUCCAUUAAAGAAUUAAAUGAAUAUUUAAAGAAAUUUAUGUCCGACCAAGAAGCUUGGCAGGAAUUGUGCAGUUUGUAUAUGGCCGAGGGCGAUUAUGUCAAAGCUGCCUUCUGCAUGGAAGAGGUGUUGUUGCACAAUCCUCACAGUCAUUUGAUUCAUCAACGGCUAGCUGAAAUUCGUUACACUAUGGGCGGCAUGGAUAAUAUGGAAGUGGCUCGUACGUACUAUACACAGGCUUUGAAACUUAAUCCAAACAAUUUGCGUGCACUUUAUGGUUUAUAUUUGUGCUGCUGUAGCAUAGCAAAUUCCAGAGCUCUUGGAUCUAAACGUAAAGAAGCACUUAAAGUGGCCCAAUGGGCUUUAGAACAAGCCAAUAAGAGAACAUCGAAGUUGUCAAAGAUUGAAAAUAACGAUAAACUCGUUUCAUCACUUGAAAGUGCUUUUGGCAAUUUGGAAAUAAAAUCCAAUUGACCAGAACGAUGACUAACAGCAAGAGCAUUUAUUUAUAAAAGCCUUUUAUGUCAAUGAAUGUCAUAAUGUUAACUUGUGUGUGUGUGUAGUCUGGGAGUUUUCACUGAUUUAUUUUAACAUACAUACAAAUAUAAAAAAUAUACAUAUAAAAAUACAUAAAUACAUACUACAUACGUAUAUGUCUAGCUUAAAUUAAGUAAAUAAUUAAAAAAAGAGCCAAAUGUUAUAAAGACAUUAAAUAAAUCAAUCAAUCGUUCAAUACAAUACAUAAUUCAGCAUUAAUCGAUUUAUCUGUCAGACAUUCAAAACAUUAUUCAUCAACUACAUCCUCAGCAGUGUUGGACUAAUAAUCUAAUUGGUAUUUAUCUUUUUGUUUAAGGUACAUUUCCUAUUUAUUAAUACUAUAUUAUUUUUAUUCAAAACAUUAUAAAAUUGGAACUUGUUUAAUUAUAUGUAUUAUUUAUGGAUGGGCCACAGUUGCCGAUGUUGUAAUUGUAAAGAAAUUUCGGUUUUUAUGUGUAUUAGAAAAUAAAUAAACGUUUUAUCAUUCGUAUUUCGUAAAUUAUAAAAUAAA
Calliphora vicina (urban bluebottle blowfly) is the source of this 1603-nucleotide messenger RNA. Its product is annotated as ER membrane protein complex subunit 2-like. The transcript is spliced from 5 exons. Gene Ontology annotation, molecular function: protein binding. The coding region runs from base 148 to 1029 and encodes 293 amino acids. Gene Ontology annotation, cellular component: EMC complex. Lineage: Eukaryota; Metazoa; Arthropoda; Insecta; Diptera; Calliphoridae. Gene Ontology annotation, biological process: protein folding in endoplasmic reticulum. The record is from RefSeq and is a predicted model, not a curated record.